Messenger RNA from Ruditapes philippinarum (Manila clam), 4288 nucleotides. RefSeq lists its product as uncharacterized. Gene Ontology annotation, cellular component: membrane. The record is from RefSeq and is a predicted model, not a curated record. Bases 144 to 4028 code for a protein of 1294 amino acids. Lineage: Eukaryota; Metazoa; Mollusca; Bivalvia; Venerida; Veneridae. The transcript has 13 exons.
UAGGGAUAUAUCGUACAGGCAUGAUUCAUGUCUUGAUAACAGCAAUUUGUAUGUAUCUAAGCUUUCAAAUAUGUGCACCGGAUUUACAAGGUUUAAAACAGUUUAAAAUCAUUCAUAGUUCUUCUUUCCAAUGAAGACGGGUUAUGAAAAUGGCUUCCAGAUUCAUAAGCGAUUUUCAUGAUGAUCAAUAUGGUGAAAAUAUCCGUGAUGGCAUCGCAAGUCGGGGAAUAUCUCUUCUUCGAGCACCGGUUAGGCAAGAUGAUUUUAAAACAUAUUUAGAUAACCAACCAGAAUUGCUGGAACAUGACGGUUUGUCCACCACCCACUAUGUAAAUAAGCGAAAUAUAAAGCCAUGGGUGGAUCAAUUCCAUCCGGAAGCUAGGCAUCCAGAAGCUAGGAACCAGCUUUUGAACACGCAGUUUUAUGAUACUUUAGAGGCAUAUCACGGGAACCAUAUUCAUAUAAAUCGUGAUGAUAUAUUCACUCGUUCUUUUUCUCAACCAGACGAUAGGUCAGACGAGUUUAUAAAUGAGCGCGCUUUGUUAGAGAGGAGUUUAGCUUUAAACCGAUCUUUUUCACAACCUCAGCGCCGUGAGGAUAUAAAUAAAGCUAUCCACGAGGAAUUAAUGAACAAUCCAUGGGGAACAUACAGACGGACGCCGAAAAAACGUGACCGAUAUGCUAUAUAUAUCCCCGACACGGAAUAUAGUGAAGAACAGUUUGAAAGUGAUGUAUAUAAAAGCAACAUUGAAUUGAGAAUAAAAGCCCGUAGAGAAUCUGAUGAUUGGGAUAAAAAUUAUUGCACCGAUAGUGUAUAUGCAACGUACCGACGCGCACCACGCACGUUUCCUCGACUUGACGUUGCGGUUGACCGACAUGACAAAGCGGCAAGAGAUACACAUUACCACGGAGGAGUGACACGUGAUACCAGGCGUGAUGGACUAGUAUUAUCUAACCUGUCAAAAAUACCUAAUGAUGCUAUUCAUUCUAUGAAUAAUUCACUGGUGACCAGAAAUAAUGCGCGUGAAGCACUGGACAAACAAGACAGUGUACAACACCUAUUUCCCGUCCAACUUAACGAUGUUAAACUUGUGAAUAAAUCUCAAAAUGAAACAUGUGAUGAUAAAAUAAAUCAGACUGGAAUUUUGAAUAAAAGGAUAAAAAAUAACUUGUCAGAUGACAAAGGUAUAAAUGGAUUUCUAAAAAGAAAAUGCCGCGGUAGUCGUAACAGUAUGGCGACAGAUUCAAGUAAAAAGGACGACGAGAAGAAGCCGUUCUUCUACUGCAGAUGGGUCACAGAAUUCCCAAAGACGUUAUUUUUACUGACGCUUGGUGGACACAUUCUCAUUGCCCUGGUUACUGUUGUGCUGUUGUUUUCUAGUUAUGACCUCUUUCCAACCGAGUUCGAGUUUCUGCCAAUGUACGACCUGAAGGUUCCCUGGCUAAAACGAGAUUUUGCCUGGAGGUUCCGUCAUGAAUACAAAGGAAGGUACAUCCGUAAAUGGUAUAUACAGGGACUCAAUAAAUGGUACAGAUCUAUGGCAUACGACAGGGCCAACAUUGUUAUAUAUUACGACACAGGAGGUGGGAAUAUAUUCACCAAAGAAAAUCUUAAACGUAUGGAAGCCGUAGAGCAUGAGCUAGCAAAUAUGCGAAAUUAUAGUGACUUUUGCGAACAAUCUAUAUUAUUGAAGUGUAAAAAACUUACCUCAGUUUUACGUUACUUUGACGGGAAAUUCUCAAAGUGGAUUUCUACGUUUGCAGUGGCAAGUAUUCUGACUAGUUUCCUAUGCACAAAUAUCAUUUACCGAGUGGUCUUAGACUUCAGAUAUUUCGGGUUCUUUCACGUGAUCACCUUGUUUAUAAUUCUUGGAAUUGGGGCAGACGACUUAUUUGUUUUCUUAGACGUUUGGAAGAGUACAGAAUUUGAAUCUUAUCCUAGUUUAGCUCAUCGAUUAUCAUCGGCUUAUAAAAGAUCUAUGAAGAGUAUGUUCUUUACAUCGUUAACAACUACUGUAGCAUUUUUCGUGAGCGCCUUUUCACCUUUACUGGCAACAAAAUCUUUUGGAGUAUUCGCUGGAUUAUUAGUGAUAGUGAAUUACAUUUCAGUAGUUGUUUACUUUCCUACAGUCGUAAUACUGCAUCAUCUCUAUUUCAAAACAUGGGAAUGGCCUUGCAUAUCGUAUAUUUCAAGAAGAAUAACUGAUUUCAAAAGUGUUAAGUUUGAAAGAAAGGAAAAUACACUUAAAGAAAAUAAGCCACCGACUAAUACUAUUCAAACCAUAUUUGAUGACAACAGUGUUAUCGGUAGUGCAGGUAAUCGGUAUAACGUCGUUGGAAUGACAAAUGCCGCCUUUAAUGCCGAUAUAGAGGACGAUUAUGGAUUUAUUAAGUUCACAACUAAAAGUAGUAUUGGUCCUAACCCAACUGUUAAUAAAGAGACUGCAGUUAAAAGAGACUCGGUAGAUUCUGGUGUUACGUCAACAACUAGUUGGCAUACAACGGAUGGACAGAAACAGAAGAAACUGUUAGUGCGAUUUUUCAGGGAUUAUUACUUUAAGUUCGUAACACAUUGGUUGAUAAAAUGGAUUAUUUUGGUAGUUCUGUCAACACUUGUGGUCUUCUUUAUGUACUGUAUAUCAACGAUAGAGACGGAUAAUGAACCGGCUCAGUUUUAUCGGAAUUCUCACAACUAUGGCAAAGCUCUGGAUCUUGAUUUUCAUGGUUUUGUUGCUAAUAAAAACGACAGGAAUGUGGUAGUUUAUAUUGUAUGGGGUCUGAAGGAACGGGACAUGUCUGCGUGCCAUUUCUCAGAUGCUAGGUGCAUAGGGGUGGAGAGGUUUGACGACUCCUUCAAUCCAAACUCACAAGAGGCUCAACUAGCCAUUCAGAACUUCUGUAAGAAGCUGCAUAGCUUUGAUAACCUUGACAUUGAGCAUUUUAAGAUUCGGCGUGACUUUUCAACUGGCAAACCGGAAAUCAAAUGUUUUGCAACUGAUAUGGACCGCUGGUUUCAGAAAGAGGGCGUGCAAACAGGAGAAAAUUUGACGUUACCAUGGAACUACCGGAAGGCGAUCACGUUUAUGCAGUCUAGAAAUCUUAUGUACAACACCGUUAAAUUUAAUGAAACUUUUCCAAACGUAUACGAGAUCCCGGUCUCAUACUGGUUGAACGAUGGUUACCGGUUUAAAGACAGAGAAACAUUUGAUAAAUUUCAGAGUCUUAUUGGAGAAGCAACAAGUUAUUAUUCUACGCCUUUAAAAACAGAUUUCAGCGUGUUUUACGGUAACCGUUUAAUGUACCUUGGAGUGCAAGUAAACCUUACCCUCGGACGAUUCUCGUCCGGCUAUCCCGAGGGUAAACCGGUCAUGGAUAGAUGGGAAACAUUCGUUCAAAAUGAGGUAAAUGCAAUGCCUCCCGGAAUGCAGAAUGGAUUUCAGCUUACCAAAGAUUACUGGCAUAAUCUCUCUGUCCAAAAGACGUUAGAAGACAGCGCUAUUAUAGGUGUGGUGGUUGGAAUAUUACUGGCGUUUCCAAUCCUAACUCUUGCAACUCAAAACAUUCUGAUCGGGUUCUUUGCGACGCUCAGUAUUUGUUGCAGCACAAUUUGCGUGGUAGGGAUCAUACCAUUGACAGGCAAACUAGGGGUACUUGAAGCUCUGAAUAUGUGCAUGGUUGUUGGACUUACUGUUGACUACGUUGUUCAUCUAGCGGAAGGAUAUCAUAUGUCAAAACGAGACGACCGGAAGUCACGUGUACAGGAUAUGCUAGAGAUUAUGGGAAUAUCGGUCUUUUCCGGUGCCUGUACCACACUUGGCGCGUCCGUGUUCAUGUUUUUUGCUCAAAUUCAGUUCAUCAUAAGAUUCGGAAUGUUUAUGUUUAGCACGAUCGGAUUCUCUCUACUUUAUUCGUUGGCAUUUUUCACCACUAUAAUGGGAAUUCUUGGUCCAAACGGUAACCAGGGUGAUAUUAAAGUAAUUUGUAAUCAUGUUGCUAACAAAUGUAGGAGACUUCAUCGAAAGACAUGAACAAAUAUCGGGUAUGAAUAACUAGAACAUAUGUUUGGAAAAACAAAUCUAUAUUUUUUGAAAAUUCUAUUUUUACUUCAUGUUAUAGUGUGCUUUUUAUAUUUGUUUAACAAUUUUUUUUUUGCCUCUUUUAAAUAUUGUAUGCAACUUUGUUAUGUGAGAAAACAACGCUGACUGUUCGGACAACAGCAACAUGAUUUCUGAUCAAAUAUGAAUUUCUCCACAGCUAAGGUAACUUACAAUGCUGUUGUUUAUAAUAU